AUGUGGCUGACUCUUCUUAUUCAUCAACUUGCCUUGAUCCUUCUGGCCCAAGCUCAGAAUGCCUGCACUGGACACUCCACAUUCAGAAGUCCAGCAAACUCAGACAUCGAAGUCCUCUGUGGCCCUCAGAGGGUGGAAAUGCAGAUCCUCUUGUGUCCCAUCUACUUCAAUGGAUACAACGAGUCGCUGCUGUCCCUCAACUCACAACACUCCAAACACGAAUGUAAAGGUACUCCUGAUUGGUCAGCAAACCCACCUGUUGUCAAAUUCAACUUCUCCAUCACAGAGGAAGCCAUCAAUGCCUGUUCCAGCACGAUGAUAGUCACUCAGGAGACGGGAACCGGAGCGUUUGCUGACUUCUCCAGUGUCCAGCACGUCAACAUCUCAGGCAUGGUCUGCUCAAAGGACCCCAGUGAUGGAGCCAUCACCUAUCACCAGGAGGUGAUGUACAAGUUCUCCUGCCGCUACCCACUGCAGUACCUGGUCAACAAUACUCAGAUGAGCGUGGCCGGGGUCAGUCUGGCAGUCAAAGACAAUAAUGGCAGUUUUGUCAGCACACUGAGCAUGCACCUUUUCUCGGAUCAUGGAUACUCCUCCAUUCUGCGGAUUCCUCAAGGAGGCCUAGAGCUAAAGACUAGGAUCUUUGUAGAAGUGAAGGCAUCUAAUCUCACCAACAGAUUCAAUGUUGUCCUGGACCGAUGUUAUGCUACAACCUCACCUCUCCACGUCAGCACCGCAUCUUAUGAUCUCUUUGUUGGUUGUAACCGGGAUGACCAGACAAUAUUGGGAGUCAAUGGAGUGCAGCAGGAAGCUCGUUUCUCCUUCGAAACUUUCCGCUUCAUUGAACACGCAGUUGAUUCUCACUCCACCUACUACGUUCACUGUGCCACCAGGCUCUGUGUGACAUCCAUCUGCCCCAGCCUCAUUCAGAACUGCACUACCAACACCAACUCAAGGAGGCGCCGCAGUGUCAGUGACAACCAGGACACCACAGUGAGUGACAUGGCCACUGUCAGUUCAGGCCCCAUCACUAUCCGGCUAAAUAAAGGGCAUCUGACAGUACCUGGAGGUGUUCAGAAGACUAAUGUGGACAGUGCUGUGCUGGCUGUUUCAGUCGUGGCAGCCAUUGUUGGAGCUCUCUGCUUUUCUCUGGUGGCUUUCAUUGUUUACCACAUUCACUACUCCAACAUCAGUUUCAACAACAGAAGUCUGUUCACACAAGGGUGA
Molecule: messenger RNA, 1227 nt
Organism: Scomber japonicus (chub mackerel)
Lineage: Eukaryota; Metazoa; Chordata; Actinopteri; Scombriformes; Scombridae
Product: zona pellucida-like domain-containing protein 1
Exons: 10
Coding region: 1-1227 (408 amino acids)
Cellular component (GO): cell surface
Source: RefSeq, a predicted model, not a curated record